UAGUUUUUGAUAGUCGUCCGCAUUUUCGAGCGCAAUCGCGCUGAUUAACCGCUUUAUAUUAACAUACGUAAAAUUAUUUUACCGGCUUGUUUAUCUCAGAAGUAAUACACAAUUAUUUUUAUAGUGUAAAAAGUGGAUCGCAGUAAUCAUGUUUUGUAAAGGUGUGGUGCUUGCGGUGCUUUUUGUGGGAAUCUUAACUGAUUUAGAAUCCAAUUUUUAUUUAGAAGAAUCCUGUGCCAGAAAAAAUGGCGUAUGUCUAUUGAAAUCCGAAUGUCCACAAACGUACAUGAGUGAAGAACUGGAUAUCGCUUGUCCUCAACAGAAGAGUAUGGGAGCCGUUUGCUGCCAGAAUUACAUGGGUGACCUGAAUUGUCAUCAAACUCAUAACGAGUGCAUGAAGGAGGCUUUAUGUCCAAAUAAUCUACGAAAAGGACGAAAAGGAUGUGGACAUAAUGAAACAUGUUGUGAACUUGUUUAGAUAGAUUAAUAAUAUUACAUUUUAUUUUUUUUUUUUAAAUGUGGAAGUUAAUUUUAU
Messenger RNA from Brassicogethes aeneus, 535 nucleotides. The record is from the annotation of a GenBank genome assembly. Lineage: Eukaryota; Metazoa; Arthropoda; Insecta; Coleoptera; Nitidulidae.